Messenger RNA from Mustela erminea (ermine), 6530 nucleotides. RefSeq names its product chromosome 5 C15orf39 homolog (gene PRMT2IP). The record is from RefSeq and is a predicted model, not a curated record. The coding region runs from base 2358 to 5420 and encodes 1020 amino acids. The transcript is spliced from 3 exons. NCBI's taxonomy places the organism in Eukaryota, Metazoa, Chordata, Mammalia, Carnivora, Mustelidae.
UGUGUGUGUGAAACCUCCCUUCCAGGUUUUUCUAUGUGACUUUUCUUUGUUAACCCCACCCAGGAAGCCCACAGAAGGACAGACUGCUCCCUUCUCUGCUUUUGUUAACACUGUCCCUUCCAGCCACGAUACCAUUUCUCCUCUCCAAGAUCACAGCCUAAUAUUACCUUUCUCCAUCCGACAGAUGCCUGAGAGAGCCACUUUUCUUCACAGGCUCUGCACAUACAUGACCCUCGGGAUAGAGAAGAAAAGGACAAGGUUAGAGCCUUCAGGAGCUCCCAGCUGACACCCUACAGAGCUUUUUAUCAUUUGCAAGUAAUUUCCCACCCAGUUCCCACGAGCAACACUCACCUCGUGGUUCCCAUUCUGCAGAUGAAGAAACUGAGGCUCAGAAAGUUACAAAGUGGCUCCCAAGUUCUCCUUUCUAUUAUAGUGCAAGGUAUUUAGGUGCUGCCGAAAAGGAAUGAGCAAGAUGCCGAUUAAGGGGGCUACUGUCUUUGUGAAGGUCCUAAGUUAAGGCAAGACUCAGAAUGGGGCCGCAGACUCUUAACUGGCCCCUAGGGUCUCCACCAGGUUUAUGUGGGCCUGGGUGUGUCCCAUUCAGGCUCAGCGAGACUGGAGAGAACACCAGGUGACCUGAGCACACAACCUGAGAGUCCUAGGCCCUAAGAACUGAGAAUACUGCCCUCUUCCCACAACCCCUCACCCCUGCCCCACAGCAGCAGCAGCAGCAGCAGCAUCAGCUCAAAGGUGGGCAAAGGUGGGAGACAACGAGUGUUGUGCUAAAGAAUGGAGAGGGGGAGGGCAGAGUGGUGAGGAGCAAAAGUAGGGACAAAUAGCCUGUGAUCUGAGCCUUGGGCAUGACCACUAGUUGUCACGCACAGGUGUACUUUCCUGAUGUGAAGAUGUGGGAGCCAGGAGAUCUGAGUUUUUAUCCCAGCGUGCUGUGUAACCCUGGGAAAGCCCCAACCCUCUCUGAGUCUCUCCUCCUCAGAUCACUCCAGACUCUCAAGACCCUGCAGCUCUCAAUUGAUACUCUCUCCCCUCCCCCCAGGUGACCUCCACUUCCUCUUCCUUUUCUUACCUGCAGGGUCCAGCCCCUCCUCCUCAGCUCCAGCUGCUGCCUGACUUUCUGAACUUAAGGCCUCCAGCCUCCUCUGCCCUCUGACUCAGGCAGCCCUGACCUUUGGGAUCAGACUGGGUGGUUUUGCCCCAUGAACUUGCUCUGACCCUUGGCAUGUCCACCUGUCUUCCUCCUCCUCCACUGCACACACCUGUCCCUAGUCCUUGAGCAGCCCAGGAACUGCUAGGGACCAGGUUUCUUUAGAGAAGGUAGCAGCACCGAGGGCCUUCACAUCCAGAAUUAGAUGGCCCAAGGAGUCUGGGCAGAUGGAGACAGCCUGUCCACCCCUCCAGCCCCUCUCUCUGCAGCAUACCAUUCCUGGUUGGGAACACUCCACCCUAUCCCACCUCCCAGGCUGUUCAGGCCUGUCUUAGUGAGGGAGGUUUGCCAAAAAGGUUUAGGUACCCACUGAGACCACUUACCAACCCCAUUCCCGGCAUACUAUAGUGAUGGAGAAAUCACCCCUUCCUCAGACACAGGUGGUACCCUAACAGGGACUGAGAUACAUUUGUCUGGAAUUUGCCCUCCGGGGCCGCACUGAGAUGCCGGGACAGACUCAGGAGCCCUUCCCCAGCUCCCUAAUGCAACUAGUACCUGCCAAGGGAGCCAGAACACCUACCGCGUGCCAGAUAUCUUAAUACAACCUCUUCCAAGCCUUUACACCACUACCACUACGAUGUAAUUCCACUUUUACUAAAAUAAGGAAACUGAAGCCCAACAAGGUCAAGAGGCAUGCACGAGGCCACGUAUCUAGAAAGUGGCAACGAAUGAAUGAUCUAACGGAGUGAAUGAAGGCGUGUGCUGGGCGCGCUGAGCCACGGCUCAGGGAUGCGGUGGGUACAGACGGUGCGCAGCACGCACGGCCGUGUUCUUGUAGACUUGGCCGCCUCAGGUCCUCCGCACACCCGGGGCCCAGGGGAUCGCGGGUUCCCAGAGGCGCGGCCCGGCUCAGCCUACACCGCGCCGGCCGCCCCGCCCCCGCCCCGCCCCCAGCCCGCCCCGCCCGGGACCGCAGACGGCGCCCAGCGGCGGCGCGAACGGCCGCGAGGAAGGUGGCUCCGGCCUCGGUGCUCUCCGCGACUACCCGCUCAGGGCCCGGCCCGACAAGGACCCGCCGCCUCCACAGGGCGGAGGAUGCGGCCGCAGCCCACGGCAGCAGCAUCGAGAAGCCUGGCGCCCUGCAGGUCAGCAAUUGAGUAGCUGGGGCCCCUGAGGGCUUGAAGCCUUCACAGUGAUGGCAGAGAAGCGGCCCCUGGGGACCCUAGGGCCUGUGAUAUAUGGCAAGCUGCCCCGCCUAGAGGCAGACUCCGGACCUGGGCACAGCCUAUCCUCUUCUGUUGGUAACCAGGACCCCUGCAGCUACAAGGGUGCCUACUUCUCCUGCCCUAUGGGGAGUGCUCCCAAGGCAGGGUCUGAGCGGUUGGCAUCUUGGACCCCAUAUCCACCGUUGUACCCCACCAGCAUGGCAGGACCCCCUCUUCGGACAGACAGCCUGUUGACCAGUUGCCUGCUGUACCGCCCAGCAGCAGAAAGCUCUGAGAAGGUGCAGGACCCUGGCCCUGUUGAGCUCCUGCCCUUUGGUCCCCAAUCUCAUUCCUACCCAGGCCCACCGUUGGCAGCACCCAAACCUGUCUACCGCAGCCCUCUGUGUUACGGGCUCUCAGCUUGCCUGGGGGAUGGGGCAGCGAAGAGGCCACUGGAUGUUGACUGGACGAUGGUGACCGGACCCCUCUUACCCCCGGCUGACCCGUCUUGUUCUCUGACCCCAACUCCUGGCAAGGGCCAGUCCGUAGAUGGCACCUUCUUGCGUGGUGUGCCAGCUGGAGGAUCUGGCAAGAAUUCAGUGAACUUCUCCUCGUGCCAGGCAUUUCUGGAGAAGUAUCAGACCAUCCACAGCACAGGCUUGCUGGCCUCCAAAUAUGCAGGUCCUUACCCUGGGGACCCCAAGCAGGCAUUGUCUGAUGGACCUCCCAAUCCAUGGACCCAGCUGGCCCAACCCCUGGGGCCAGCCUGCCAGGAUACAGUGCCUACCCACUACCCGCUCCCUCACCCUCCACAGGCCCUGCCUUGCCCACCAGCCUGUCGCCACCCGGAGAAGCAGGGGAGCUACAGCUCAGUGCUUCCCCUACAGCCUCUGGGAGCCCACAAGGGGGCUGGGUACCCAGCUGGUGGGCUGAGCAGCCCUUACCUGAGGCAGCAGGCUGCCCAGGCACCCUAUAUGGCCCCAGUGGGCCUGGACACCUUUUCCUAUUCCUCUGCCCCACUCCCCGCACCCUCACCAGGCCUCAAGCUGGACCCACCUCUUGCUCCCCGGUGUCCAAUGGACUUUGCCCCCCAGACACUGGGCUUUCCUUAUGCCCGGGAUGACCUCUCUCUCUAUGGAGCAUCCCCAGGGCUUGGAGGGACGCCGCCUUCCCAAAACAGUGUACAGGCUGUGCCUUCCAGUGUGCAGCCCAGUGCCUUCCAGCGAGCAUGCCAGUCCCUGCCUGCCAGCCAGCCCUGCUCAGAGCCCGCAAGGCCUGCGGAGAAGCCAGUCCAGGAAGCAGAGGAGAAGGUGUGGCUGCCCAGCUGCAGGAAAGAGCAGCUCCAGCCCCAGCUCGAUGAGCACCCUGGGGCACCCAUUGUCAUUGGGGAUAGCCCGGUUCCACGCACCCCUCCGGCGCUCCCACCAUGCGCCCAGGAGCGCCAGUCUCUGCUGCAGAACAAGGGUGCACUGCCGCCCGGCUCUCCACCGAUGCCGAUUAUUGACAAUGUCUUCAGCUUGGCCCCCUACCGUGACUAUCUGGAUGUGCAGGCUCCCGAGGACUCGCCUGAGCCUGACCCAGCCCCAGCCCCCAGUGAGAGCCCUGCCAAAGACUGUGGGGGGACCCUGCCUGCCCAGGAGGCCCCUUCAAAGGCUCCCUGCUCACUUAGAGAGGAGGUGGCCCUGGACUUAAGUGUGAAGAAGCCCUCGGCAGAGGCUCCUGUCCGGGUUCCUAGUCCUGAGGUGCGUGCCAGGCCCACGGCAGCCCUGGAUGUGCCAGGUGUGGGGAACACAGUCUCGGAUCUGCCAGAGCUGGAAAAGAUAGUCACGGAAGCACCAGGGCUGCCCGGGGUGCCGGCAGCCACCGAGGCCACCACCCCAAGGACCAACUUCCACAGCUCCGUGGCCUUCAUGUUCCGAAAAUUCAAGAUCCUCCGGCCAGCACCUCUGCCAGCAGCUGUGGCCCCAUCGGCGCCCACCCCAGCCCCUGCGCCGGCCCAAGCUGUACCCACCCCCACGAGCAUGCCCCUUGGUCUCCAGAUUCUCACGCAGCCCUUGCCAGUGGCCUGCUUCAACGUGGCGCUGCCCAGUCCUCCCGCUAUGGCCGCGGCCCCCACUCCCGCGCUGGCCCCCUUGCCUGCCCGGACCCUGGCCCCGACCCCGACUUCAGCCUCUCCCCCAGCCCCAGCAGACUCUCCAGAGCAACGCUUCACGGGCCUGCACGCAUCCUUGUGCGAAGCCAUCUCGGGCUCAGUGGCACACUCUCCGCCUGAGAAGCUGCGGGAGUGGCUGGAGACCGCGGGGCCCUGGGGCCGAGGGGCGUGGCAGGACUGCCAGGCUGUGCAGGGGCUGCUGGGCAAGCUGCUGUCGCAGCUGCAGAGCUUCGUGUGCACGCAGCGGUGCCCCUUCCCCCACGUGGUGCGCGCCGGCGCCAUCUUUGUGCCCAUCCACCUGGUGAAGGAGCGCCUCUUCCCCCGGCUGCCGCCCGCCUCCGUGGACCAUGUGCUGCAAGAGCACCGCGUGGAGCUGCGACCCACCACGCUGUCUGAGGAGCGUGCGCUGCGUGAGCGGGCCCUGCACGGCUGCACCUCUCGCAUGCUCAAGCUGCUGGCACUGCGCCAGCUGCCCGACAUCUACCCCGACCUGCUGGGCCUGCAGUGGCGGGACUGUGUCCGCCGCCAGCUGGGUAACUUUGACACUGAGGCUGGAUCUGUGCCCUCCUCAGAACCCACCAUGGCCAGAGAUGAGCCGGAGAGCCUAGCCCUGGCCUGGAAGUCACCUGUCCCCAAGGCCAGGAAGCCAGGGAGGAAGCCACCAACCCCUGGCCCGGAGAAAGCAGAGGCAACCGCUGGGGAAGGGUCCCAUGGUACCUCCCCUACUCCUGCUGCCAGCACCAGACCCCCCGGCCCCACACUAAGAGCCCGCUUCCGCAGCCUCCUGGAAACCGCUUGGCUCAGUGGCCUAGCACUCCCCACUUGGGGCCACAAGGCCUCAGGGCCGGACCGGUCUGUGCCCCACCCACAGGUGCUGGGUGGCCAAAGCCAUCACCUAUAGCCUUGGUGGCUGUUUGGACAGCUACUGUAUGGGGGUCACUUUCUGGACCCCAACCUUUUUGUAAGGCCAGCUGCCCAGGGCCAGGAGUGGACAUGCCAUUGGAGCUUCUCCUGCUCUGCUGCCCCCCACCCCCACCCCGCAGUGGGCUGAGAGCCCCUGAACUUUUUACUUGAGGGCCUUUAUUAUUAGAAAGGACUACUUCCUGUUUCUUCUUAGAGAAAAUGUGUGGGCUUUGGAGCUCAACAGACUUGGGCUUGAAUCCUAGCUCCUGUGUUCUUGCUGUGUAACCAGGCAAGUCACUUCCUCCCUUGAGCCCUCAGUUCUCAGUUUGUAAGAUAGGACAACGCAGCCUACCUCACAGGGUUGUUGUGGGGGUGAUGCCUGACACACACCCAUUAAGGUUUGCUCUCUGCUCCCUCCCCAGGACGGGGGCCUAGAUCCCAGCCAGGGCCUAGAAUAGGAGGCUAAGGCAAGUAGAACCUUCUAGAAAGUCUUUUUGUGUCAUAGGACUUGGUUAUUUAGGGUGGUACAGUGUACAGUGUGUAUGACUUAACACUUUCUAGAGUCAUUUCCCAGGAAAGCCUGGGGCUAUGCCCUAACAUCUGGGGUUGGGCCCUGACCCCCCCAGCCUGGAAGCUCUCUGGGGAGCCUGCCCCUUCCCUCCUUCACUACAGGGGGUGCCCAGAUACAGCCUGGGGCUGGCAUCCUUGUUCUGGGCCUGCUGCUUUCACCUCUGGGAGGCCCCAGGCCUGUCCUGAAUUGAUACCAGUGACUUCCCUGAGCUGCCUUGUCCACCCUGGUGCAUCUUCCUGAGAAAGUGGUAUGUUUGCUAGAAGCCAAGCAGCUGCAGGGACUCAGGGACUAGACAAGACAGGCUGAAUGACAGCUGGAUCCUGGGAGGUCUCCGAAGAUACGGACUGGGGACCCUGGCAUUCCCCAAGCCAGAGCCCCAUCAGUCACGCCUGCUAUGAGUGACCUCCUUGCAGAGUACUAAACUGAGCCAGAGGCUGGCAAGCUGGGCCCUUGGCCUGGCUAAGGUUUGUAAGAAGGCUGUGGGCCCGGGAGGCAGGCCAUUAAACAUUAAAGCAUUUGGGUUGUUUUUGGACCUGA